CCGCCUCGGGAGGGGGUGCUGGCUGCUGUGACGGAAGCAAAGAUGGCGGCGGCCACCUCUGAGCUGAUGACGGGAUGGUGUCUCUUCGGCCUGGCGCUGCUGGCUAUUCUAAUUUUCUGCUGGGUUUACGUGCGCAAGUAUCAAAGUCGGCGGGAAAGUGAAGUUAUUUCUACCAUAACUGCUAUCUUUGCAUUGGCAGUUGCUCUUAUCUCAUCAGCGCUACUACCAGUGGACAUCUUUCUGGUUUCAUAUAUGAAAAAUCAAAAUGGUACAUUUAAGGACUGGGCAGAUGCUAAUGUUUCAAGACAAAUUGAAGACACUGUACUUUAUGGAUAUUACACUUUGUACUCCAUCAUACUGUUCUGCGUUUUUCUGUGGAUUCCCUUUGUCUAUUUCUAUUAUGAGGAGAAGGAAGAAGAUGAUGGCAACACGUGCUCACAGGUUAAAACUGCAUUCAAAUAUACUUUGGGAUUCAUCACAAUUUGUGCAGUUCUUCUCUUAAUUGGUGCUUUUGUUCCUUUGGAUAUUCCCAACAAGAAUAAUUCCACGGAGUGGGAGAAAGUGAAACUCUUGUUUGAAGAAUUUGGAAGCAGCCAUGGCUUGACUGCUCUUUCAUUUUCCAUUAGUUCCUUGACUGUGAUUGGAAUGUUGGCAGCUAUCACUUACACAGCUUAUGGAAUGUCAGCUUUGCCUCUAAAUUUGAUUAAGGGAACUACCAGUGCAGCUUAUGAACGAUUAGAGAACACUGAAGACAUUGAAGAAGUGGAACAACAUUUACUAAGGAUUAAAUCAAAGUGCAGAGAUGGUCGGCCCCUGUCGUCACGGGACAGGCGGAGUGUGCAACAACUGGAAGAGAGACUAAGGACACUUCGGAGAAGAGAGAGGCACCUGGAAUCUAUUGAGAAAAGCUGGUGCACAAAGUUCUGUGAAGCUAUCAGACCUCUAAAGAUUGUGUGGGGAGUGUUCUUCAUCAUUGUGGCACUGCUCUUCACUGUCUCUCUGUUCUUGUCAAAUUUGGACAAAGCUCUUCAUUCAGCUGGCUUUGACUCAGGGUUUAUAAUUUUAGGAACUAAUCUGACCAAUCCAUUGAAUAUGCUGUUACCUGUUCUUCAAACAGUAUUUCCACUUGAUUAUAUUCUUAUUACAACUAUUGUUAUGUACUUUAUCUUCACAUCAAUGGCAGGGAUUCGAAAUAUGGGUAUAUGGUUCUUCUGGACAAGGCUUUAUAAAAUCAGACGAGGAAAAACACGACCUCAAGCACUGUUGUUUCUCUGUAUGAUACUUCUGUUGAUAGUUCUUCAUACAAGUUACAUGAUCUACAGUCUUGCCCCUCAGUACGUAAUGUAUGGAAGCCAGAAAUACUUGGUACAGAGUAAUAAGACAGUUGAUGGCCAGCCAAGGAAUGUGACAACAUUUGUAUCUAAAGACUGUGAUGCAGAUGCACCUGAAGAUCAGUGUAUUGUUACUCGAACAUACCUCUUUCUUCAUAAAUUUUGGUUCUUCAGUGCUGCCUAUUACUUUGGAAACUGGGCUUUCAUUGCAGUGUUUCUAAUUGGAUUAAUUGUUUCGUGCUGCAAAGGCAAGAAAUCAGUCAUUGAAGGUGAAGUGGAUGAAGAUGAUUCAGACAUGAGUGAUGAUGAACUGCCUGUUUAUUACCAUUGAUAGCCUUUUACCAUCAAGAAAAAUGUAAUUUAAGCUUAUGUUGAAAGUCAUACCCAUGUGGAAUUGGUAUCCAAAUAAGCAUCUUUGCACCUGUAAAAAUAGGGGAAAUAAGUGUACUCAGAGGGAUAAUAAACUUAAUUUCUCUUUGAGUAUUAUUGUUAUAGCAGAACAAAUAUUGAAGCUGGGUUUAAAUAAUAUAUAGAAAAGUUUUAUGAUUAAAUGUAUAUAUAACUUCCUGAUGCAUAAUUGGAACUAUUGUAACUAUCUCAUAACUUGUGGUUCUUUUCUGUUAAGUUUUCUAAUUUUGCACCUAACUUUUUUAUUCAGUAUCAUAAAUAAAAAUAGGUACAAUUCUGCAAAACACCUGGUGUAAACAUUGCUGGAAAGAUUUGGAUGAGGUUUACAGUUCCAGGAGGAUAAAACUUAAGUUUUGAGUUAAUUUUACUAGCAUUUCUGGGAUUCCCACAUAAAGCUAUAAUGAGCGAGAGACUUCCCUUAAAAUCUGCCAAAACCAGAAGAGUAAUUCAUUUUCAUACUGUUAUUGCCAUGGAGUUACUAUGGUGAUCCUCAGGUAACUAUGAGGUGGCUUUUGGUGAAAAUGGUGAAAAUGACAUUACUCAGUGUUGCAAUGUUUUAGUGCAGUUCAGUUACCAUAUGUCUGUGUGGCUUCGUAUUAACAGGUGGAAUAAUUAAGAUGUGAUUAAAUUUUUAUGUAUUUUUCUCUAUAGAGCAAAUUGUCUUGUUUGACAUUUUCUUUCAAUAUAUAAUGUAAAUGUUGUCAAACUUGUUUACAAACCAAUAUGUUUAUAUAAACACAGUUCAUAAAUAUUUGUCAUUCA
Messenger RNA from Calypte anna (Anna's hummingbird), 2501 nucleotides. It is a transcript of the gene LMBRD1, whose product is annotated as LMBR1 domain containing 1. NCBI's taxonomy places the organism in Eukaryota, Metazoa, Chordata, Aves, Apodiformes, Trochilidae. The record is from RefSeq and is a predicted model, not a curated record. Gene Ontology annotation, biological process: protein localization to vacuole. The transcript is spliced from 16 exons. Gene Ontology annotation, cellular component: vacuolar membrane. The coding region runs from base 43 to 1662 and encodes 539 amino acids.